GCUGAACCAUCCUUUGUUGCAAAACAUGAAGAUAGUUUGUUAAAGGAUUUAUUUCAAGACUACGAAAGAUGGGUUCGUCCUGUGGAACACCUGAAUGACAAAAUAAAAAUAAAGUUUGGCCUGGCAAUAUCUCAAUUAGUGGAUGUGGAUGAGAAAAAUCAGUUAAUGACAACAAAUGUCUGGUUGAAACAGGAGUGGAUAGAUGUAAAGUUAAGCUGGCGCCCUGGCGACUAUGGCGGAAUAAAAGUUAUACGCGUCCCUUCAGACUCUCUCUGGACCCCAGACAUUGUUUUGUUUGAUAAUGCAGAUGGACGUUUUGAAGGGGCCAGCACGAAAGCAGUCAUCAGGUAUGAUGGCACUGUCACCUGGACUCCACCGGCAAACUACAAAAGUUCUUGCACAAUAGAUGUCACGUUUUUCCCAUUCGAUCUCCAAAACUGCUCCAUGAAAUUUGGUUCUUGGACUUACGAUGGAUCACAGGUUGAUAUAAUUUUAGAGGACCAAGACGUGGACAAGAGAGAUUUUUUUGACAAUGGAGAAUGGGAGAUUGUGAGUGCAACGGGAAGCAAAGGAAACAGAACGGAUGGCUCCUGCUGGUACCCUUAUGUCACCUACUCAUUUGUAAUUAAGCGUCUGCCUCUCUUUUACACCUUGUUCCUUAUUAUACCCUGUAUCGGGCUCUCGUUUUUAACUGUGCUUGUCUUCUAUCUCCCCUCAAACGAAGGUGAGAAGCUCAGUCUCUGCACGUCAGUCCUGGUCUCUCUGACUGUCUUCCUUCUGGUUAUUGAAGAGAUCAUACCCUCGUCUUCCAAAGUAAUACCUCUGAUUGGAGAGUAUCUGGUGUUCACCAUGAUUUUUGUGACGCUGUCAAUCAUGGUGACCGUCUUCGCUAUCAAUAUCCAUCAUCGUUCUUCCUCAACACACGAUGCAAUGGCACCUUGGGUCCGCAAGCUAUUUCUCCACAAGCUUCCCAAACUGCUGUGCAUGAGGAGUCACGUAGACAGGUACUUCGCUCAGAAAGAGGAAACUGAGGGCGGUGGUAGACCAGAGUCUUCUAGAAACACAUUGGAAGCUGCGCUUGAUUCCAUCCGCUACAUUACAAGACACGUCAUGAAGGAGAAUGACGUCCGUGAGGUGGUUGAAGAUUGGAAAUUCAUAGCACAGGUGCUUGAUCGGAUGUUUCUAUGGACUUUUCUUCUGGUUUCAAUUGUUGGAUCUCUUGGGCUUUUCGUUCCUGUUAUUUAUAAGUGGGCAAAUAUAAUAGUACCGGUUCAUAUUGGAGAUGCAAAUAAGUGA
Puma concolor (puma) is the source of this 1296-nucleotide messenger RNA. The record is from RefSeq and is a predicted model, not a curated record. Lineage: Eukaryota; Metazoa; Chordata; Mammalia; Carnivora; Felidae.